This is a messenger RNA of Zea mays, 1132 nucleotides long. RefSeq names its product flowering-promoting factor 1-like protein 5. The transcript has a single exon. Bases 452 to 775 code for a protein of 107 amino acids. Gene Ontology annotation, biological process: regulation of flower development. NCBI's taxonomy places the organism in Eukaryota, Viridiplantae, Streptophyta, Magnoliopsida, Poales, Poaceae. The record is from RefSeq and is a predicted model, not a curated record.
AGCUUGUUGUAGGAAUUAAUAAACGAGGAGGGUUCCAUCCGAGAGAACAAGCAAUUCCAAGCAGUAAAUGGGAUCGAAUCGAAGCACUUGCAUGCAUGGGUGGUGCAGGAGGAGCGAGGAAGGAAGCAUAAGCAUCUUCUUUUGAGGAAAGGCAGAUGGAGUGUUGCUGCGUUCCUGUCCUGUCAUAGCGUCGGCGGCGUCGGCAACACCAAUCUGGGGAUACUGGAAUGAAACGGCGACGAUGAUCUAGCUAGAUAGUUCAUGGUCUGCGCCGGCCAGCCGGGCGGUCGACUGGUGGCUGGGCGCAUCUAUCCGCCUAUUUAUAGCCACAGUCGUCAAACGGAACAGCAGUGGCAGCGUACGUAGUAGAGGCAAGCAAAAGGGCAGGGAUAGAGCGCCGCCGAGAUAUCUAGCUAGAAGAGCCUAGAAGCCGGUGUAGAGGAUCAGGAGGAUGUCUGGGUCGUCCGGCUCCGGCGUGUGGGUGUUCAAGAACGGCGUGAUGCAGCUGGAGCAGCCGGCCGCGGCGGCGAGCCGGAAGGCGCUGGUGUACGUGCCGACGAACGAGGUGGUGCGGUCGGUGGAGGCGCUGGAGCGGCGGCUGGGCACGCUGGGCUGGGAGCGCUACUACGAGAACCGCAGCAUCGUGCAGCUCCACAAGCGCGACGGCGGCGCCGACCUCAUCACCAUCCCGCGCGACUUCGCCAGCCUCCGCUCCACCCACAUGUACGACGUCGUCGUCAAGAACCGCGACCACUUCAAGGUCGUCGACGCUUAGCCGCCGCAUCCCGCAUAAGCUACGACCAGACCAAGCAGCUAGCUACUAGCUAGCUCCAUCGUCGUCGACCACCGUCGUCGAUCUCGACAUGCAUGCGUGUGCACUGCACAACGGACUGCUAGCUGAUGCCAGAAAUUAUAGUAAGUCUAGCUUAUGUACGUAUGCAUUGUGUGUGUGUUCGUGCGUGGGUACAUGCAUAUUGCUCGGCUUUGGCUUGGCUUAAAUUAGUUGCACGUCUAAUUAAGACGAUCGAGUUUGUGUGUAUGUGUGUGUGAGAGAGAAAGUGUGCGUAAAAUAUUGUACUCAUGCUCUGCUGUUUUCUAUAUUGCCUUUUGGUUUUUCUUCUUCUGUGUGAAA